AUUCUGGGAUUCCUUCUUUUCCGUGGGAGUAAGGAAGUGCUUUUGAAUGAGGUACUGAGGGCCAAGGUUGGAAGUUCUUAAUUCUUUCCUCGGUUAACUGUGAAACUCUGCGUAUUGGGAAGGCCUGGCCUCAGUCAUCAGGCCAGGAGAGGUAUUGGACGCCGCGCACGCACUCCUCUGCCAGCGAGGCCCAAAGGGGAAGCCUAGCGGAGCUCAGUGUGGCAGCUGCUGGCCUCUGGGCCGCUACUUGUCAUACCAUGCUUUCCUGUGAUAUUUGUGGUGAAACAGUAACCUCAGAACCAGACAUGAAAGCUCACCUAAUUGUUCACAUGGAAAGUGAAAUUAUAUGUCCAUUUUGCAAGUUGUCAGGUGUGAAUUAUGAUGAAAUGUGUUUUCAUAUCGAAACAGCUCAUUUUGAGCAGAAUACACUUGAAAGAAACUUUGAGAGGAUAAAUACAGUACAAUAUGGCACUUCAGAUAACAAGAAAGACAACACCCUACAGUGUGGAAUGGAAGUUAAUUCAAGUAUUCUUUCAGGUUGUGCAUCUAAUCAUCCAAAAAAUUCAGCUCAAAACCUGACUAAAGAUAGUACUUUAAAACAUGAAGGCUUCUAUUCAGAGAACUUAAGUGAAUCUAGAAAAUUCCUGAAAAGUAGGGAAAAACAGUCCGGCCUGACCGAAGUAAAAGGAUCUAUUUAUGAAACAACAUACAGUCCUCCCGAAUGUCCCUUCUGUGGAAAAAUAGAGGAGCACAGUGAAGAUAUGGAAACUCAUGUGAAAACAAAGCAUGCCAAUCUUUUAGACAUUCCAUUGGAAGACUGUGAUCAACCACUCUAUGAUUGUCCUAUGUGUGGGCUCAUAUGUACAAAUUACCAUAUUCUUCAGGAACAUGUUGACUUGCAUUUGGAAGAAAACAGCUUUCAGCAAGGCAUGGAUAGAGUCCAGUGUUCUGGUGAUCUACAAUUGGCUCACCAGCUUCAGCAAGAAGAAGACAGAAAGAGGAGAUCUGAAGAAUCAAGACAAGAAAUAGAAGAAUUUCAGAAGCUGCAGAGACAAUAUGGUUUAGAUAAUUCUGGAGGAUACAAACAACAACAACUACAAAAUAUGGAGAUAGAAGUAAAUAGGGGAAGAAUGCCUCCAUCUGAAUUUCAUAGGAGAAAAGCUGAUAUGAUGGAAUCAUUAGCUCUUGGUAUUGAUGAUGGAAAAACAAAAACUUCCGGAAUUAUUGAAGCACUUCAUAGGUAUUAUCAGAAUGCUGCCACAGAUGUGAGGCGGGUGUGGCUUUCUUCAGUGGUGGAUCACUUUCAUUCAUCUUUAGGCGACAAAGGUUGGGGUUGUGGUUACAGAAAUUUCCAAAUGCUACUUUCAUCAUUAUUACAAAAUGAUGCUUAUGAUGAUUGCUUAAAAGGUAUGUCGAUUCCUUGCAUUCCAAAAAUUCAAUCUAUGAUUGAAGAUGCAUGGAAGGAAGGUUUUGAUCCUCAGGGGGCCUCUCAACUUAAUAACAGGUUACAGGGAACAAAGGCCUGGAUUGGAGCAUGUGAAGUAUAUAUACUCCUGACCUCCCUCAGGGUAAAGUGUCAUAUUGUUGAUUUUCACAAAUCAACUGGUCCUUUGGGUACACACCCUCGCUUAUUCGAAUGGAUAUUGAACUAUUAUUCAGAGGGGGAAGGGAAUCCAAAGGUAGUGUGUACAUCUAAACCUCCUAUCUAUCUUCAGCAUCAAGGUCACAGUCGAACUGUUAUUGGAAUUGAAGAGAAAAAAAACCGAACAUUAUGCUUACUAAUAUUUGAUCCUGGAUGUCCUUCUCGAGAAAUGCAGAAAUUAUUAAGGCAAGACAUAGAGGCUAGCAGUCUCAAGCAACUUCGGAAAUCUGUGGGAAAUUUAAAACAUAAGCAAUACCAGAUAUUGGCAGUAGAGGGUGCUCUUUCUCCAGAGGAGAAAGUUGAUCUCACUCUGUUGACCAGGCCUGAGUGCAGUGGCAUACGAUCAUGAGUCACUACAGCCUUGACCUCCCAGGCUCAAGUGAUCCUCCUAUCUCAGCCUCCCGAGUAGCUGGGACUACAGGCACAUGCCACCACACCUGGCUAAUUUUUGUAUUUUUUGUAGAGACAGGGUUUCACCAUGGUGCCUAGGCUGGUCUCAAACUCCUAGGCUCAAGCGAUCUGCCCACCUCAGCCUCCCAAAGUGUUGGGAUUACAGGCGUGUGCCACCACGCCCAGCUAAUUUUGUAUAUUUAGUAGAGAUGGGGUUUCACCACGUUAGCCAGGCUGAUGUUGAACUCCCAACUUUGUAUUCCUUAGCACCUUAUUCUGUUUCAUUAAGUUGGAAAAGCCAUUUGGUUUUAUAUGUUUUUAAUUUCUGGAAUGAACAUAUUUAUAUUUGAAAUGGUACUUUAAUGACUUUUUAUACUUAGAGCUUCAUAAAACUGUUUAAUUUUGUAAUGUUUAAUUUUUAAUGUCAGGUGAGCAAUGAAUAAUGGAAACAUAUAGUAAGAAAACCUAACUUAAUCCAAGGAGACCUAACUCAUAUUGGUCUUAUAAUUAUGGUUUAUUAAAAUAUGAUUCUUGUGACUCCUAAGGCUCUAUUUUAUGCACUUGGGCUUAUUGGAUAUUCACAUUUCUAGAAUUUAACUUCAUUAGACUUUCCUCUUAUCUUUAUUCCUUGCAGUUAAGUGAUGAGCACAAUAUUACAGAAAAAUUCCUAGGAAUUGAAUCCUAGCUACUACACCAUCAGGGAGGGACGUAAUAUUAUAGAAAAAUUCCUAGGAAUUGAAAAAUUUCCACUUGGUGUGAACUGAAGCUAUAUGAUAGCACAUCAAGUCUAGAAAAUGUGUAAGCCCUAAAUUAAAAAGCUCCAAAAACUUCACAUUGAUUUAUUUCCCUCUAAAGAGAAAAGAGACUGAAGGCUAGAGACAAACAGUUAUGGAGAAUAAUGGGAUCAUGGGGGAAAGGACUGUAAGUUUUUGAAAUAAUAGAGCUAGAGUAAUCUUUUCAGCCUCAUAACAUGGGAUAUAAAGGCAAGGAUUUUUUUUUUUUUUUUUUUUUUUGGGAGACCGAUUCUCACUCUGUCACCCAGGCUGGAGUGCAGUGGCUUGACCCCAGCCCACUGCAACCUCUGCCUCCCUCCCCAGUUCAAGUGAUUCUCCUGCCUCAGUCUCCCAAGUAGCUGGGAUUACAGGCAUGUGCCACCACGCCCAGCUAAUUUUGUGUAUUUAGUACAGAUGGGGUUUCACCAUGUUAGCCAGGCUGAUGUUGAACUCCCAACUUCUGGUGAUCCACCCACCUUGGCCUCCCAAAGUGCUGGGAUUACAGGCAUGAGCCACCGUGCCCAGCCACAUUAAUUUUUUUAACCCUAUCAUUAAUUUGUCUAGAUAAAGUUAGGU
Pongo pygmaeus (Bornean orangutan) is the source of this 3381-nucleotide messenger RNA. RefSeq names its product zinc finger containing ubiquitin peptidase 1 (gene ZUP1). Bases 258 to 1991 code for a protein of 577 amino acids. Gene Ontology annotation, molecular function: ubiquitin-like protein peptidase activity. NCBI's taxonomy places the organism in Eukaryota, Metazoa, Chordata, Mammalia, Primates, Hominidae. The record is from RefSeq and is a predicted model, not a curated record. The transcript has 10 exons.